UCCGGAUACAGCUAUUGCUCUCUCUUUUUCUCACACACUCAAGUAACUCUCUCACUGUGCACCUGUUCCUUGAGUGCGCUGGCUGACGUGCUGAUCACAGCUGACCUUUGACUUGCUGCAAAAACCCAGGAGCUCCCUGCUGUCUCUCAUUCAGUCCAGUAGUGGGAUGUGCGUUGCUCGCUGCUCCCAUUGUGUUGGCGUGUCCCUGGUUCCCUUGGCGAUACUUUCCAUGGUGGCCAAUGCCCUGUUACUGUUUCCAAACCUGGACACUCGUUACCUGCAGGAAGGUCAUGUGACCAGGUUGGCUACCUGGGGGACAGGCUUGUGGGCGUCUGGUUUUCUGGUGCUCCUGGCGGCCCGAGGGUUUGUGUCCAGUAGCUCAAAGACAGGCUGCUGUACUUUCAGGGCCGAAAUGCUGUGCCAGGUGGGCUACUCCUGUGUGGCGUUAGCAGCUGCUGGGGCCUGCUUUCUAGUGAGCGGCACAGGGCUGGCUCGGGGCCCCUACUGUCUGCACAACAGUACCCAGGGCCUCAACUGGGAGAUGCCCCUGGAAAGGCAGUCCGCCAGUGAAAAGUACUACCUGUUUGAGAGGGAGCGAUGGGCACUGGCCUGUUUGGAGCCACAGGGGGUGGUCCUGUGGAAUGUGGUUCUCUUCUCCCUGCUCAUGGCGACCAGUGGGAUCCAAGUGCUGCUCUGUGCUGCCCACACUCUGAACGCCCUGCUAGGCGUGCUCUGUGGACCCGGCUUCCGCAAGAACAAGGUUGGCCCGGUAUGAAGACCACUUCAAAACAACAGGGAGUGAACAUCUCAAGCAGCAAGUGAUCACGGUCUACAUCUGCCAAAAUGGAGAUCAAGAUCACCACCUUUUGAAUUUGUAUUUAUUUUCAUUUCUAUUGAUAAUUGUCAUUGUCAAUUAUUGCUGUUAUUGAUGGCAAUGACAAUUGCACUACAUUUAUGAUGUGCCUUAUUUCCGCACCGCAAUAUGGGUACUCCCCAUGAGCAAAAGGUACGGCAGCCAUUUUGAAGCAGACUGCUGACUUAAAUUCUUUGCAGUGUAAAUACUGGGAAUUACUUAAGAUUAAUUUUAUCUAAACUUGGACAAUGCUAGAUGGCCAGUUCGGUAGAGACAGAAUGGUACAUUUGGCCUGCGAAUACCCUGAGAAGAACAUUCAUUUGUGGCUUAGCUUCACUGUUUCUUUUUAAAUGCACCCCUUUAGAAAGGAGUUAGCACAUAGGUUCAGUAUGUGUGGAAGUGCAAGCAUGCGUACCAUGGGAUAAGAAAACAAAGACAAUGGCAGAUCUCCCUCUUCAGAGAUCUCUCAGGAGGGAUCCCUGCACCCGUAAGAGUGCUGGAAAGCAGGAGCAGAUCGGUGGAGGUAUGCAGAGAAAUGGACAGGCUGCAGGAAACCGUGGGAGGCCAUGGUGGAAAUAGACUUUAAAUGUGAGCAAAGAGGAACAGCGUCUCCCACUGGUGAUGUGUAAUUUGGUGUUUUGUUUUUUGUUUGUUUUUUUGUUUUUAGAUGAAUGGUAAAGAGUGUGAUGCACAACUACAAAGAUGCUUUGGUAGUUUACAAUAUUUGGCUAGAAGCCAAGAUGCCAUAUUUCACCACCUUUUAGGUUUGAAUGGGUUUUUAUUCAAUAGCAGCCAGUAUUUGCAGUAUAUCCAGUUUGGGCCCCAGAACAUUUUUGCUACAGUAUAAAUUCUGCCAUAUUGCCCAAAUGUGCAGUUUGUAGAGUUAUUUUUCUUAUAAUAUAUUUACUCAUAUUCAAACUUAAAACAGUACAGAAUACCUCUUAUAGCCAGUUGGGGGCCCUCAAGUCUCCAGCGCCCCAGGCAAUUGCAAACCAGCAGACUUUCCUAUAAGUACUGGGGCUUGGGUGGCACGUCAAGUGCUAUCUGUCAGCUAUAGUCCAGAUGUAAGUCUGACACUGCCUCUGCUAUUGUGGCAGAGACUCCAUGGGACUUUGGGAACGAGGGAUUCAGCCCUGAAGGCUUAUCACUCAUUAGCAAUGGAAACGGCGGCUGCAUAUUUUGGAAGCUGUUAGAUUUUCUCUAUUCGAUUAAAUAAGUAAAAUAAAUAAUUUGAUAUUUAGCUGGCACUUACAAUUGAUUAGACUAAGCAGAGGACAAUCCCCCCUGGAGCAAUGCGUGGUUAAGGCCUUUGCCCAACAGCUGUGCAGCCUGUAGCGUAGUGGUUAAGGUAGAUGUCUAGGAUGUCUCCAGGGGAGGAUUGUCCCCUGCUUAGUUAUCAACUGUACGUCGCUCUGGAUAAGCCAAAUGCCAUUAAUGUAAUGUAAUGUAAUGUGCAGAUCUUUCCGUGGCUACACCUGGGCUUGGGCCACCAACCUUCCGGGUCCCAGUCAUGGGUCUUAGCCACUAGGCUAUAGGCUGCCCCUGAUUUCUCAAAGUAAUUGCUUUGGGUGGACAUGUUGCUUGCUAUUAUUGUGAUCUAUGCUAAGGAUCUUCCUGAGUGGUGGGGUUGCUGGGUGCAGACCUUGGAGAUCAGAAUAACGCCCCAGACAGAACACAUCUUUAACUUCCCCCAGACAAAGGGAUAUAGCGCAGACAGAGGAGACAGGGGGUGUCAAGAUCAUCAAAGACGAGACGAGACACAGGAACAAGAGGCACAGAAAUAUACAGAGAUGGGGUUUAUAAUGGCAUCACACAUUCUGUACACCCACAAGUACCAUACACACACUAUCCAGUUUAGCAGUUACACGCAGUUCUCCACACACGCACACGCACACACACACACACACACACUUGGAGACAUACAUGCAUACAUUGUGCUGAUCAAGUAACACCUAUGAUGCAAAUUAGUGCUGCAUAUAUGUGUUAACCAACCACCCAAUACCGCUGCAUUUACUGUCAUUGGUCAGGAAAUGGACUACAUAUGUAAAGUGAGCAUAGAGCAUUCCUUAUAAGGAGGUUUAUCUCUUGAAAAAGGAACACAAAUUUGUUUUUUUUGUUUUUGUCUAUACCAAGUUUCAGCCACAAUGAAUUCUAGCAGUUAUUAUUUUUUACUGUGAAACUAUUUAUUUAAUGCAUUGUACACAUUUUAUUGUGUUUUUUUUAUUUUAUUCAUCGUACUCUCACUACGAUGUAGUCAUUUUUUGUAAUGUUUUCUUCUAGCUUGUUUGAAUGGAUGGAUGUUAACACAGAGUGUUAUGCUAUGUGGGAUACAGCAUGUAUAGUAUGUAUGUAGUCAUCUGGCAUUUUAACUCACUUUUUGAUACCUCUUGAAACCUUUCAGUACUGUAUGUGUGUAUUUUAUGAACUGGAUAUUACACCGCUGUGAUGUCAUUUCCAUGAGUUACUCACGUGAUUGACAUCGGUGAUUUAGUGUGUCCAUUUGUGCGUGUGCCGGUGACUCACACCCAUCUGUGCGGAUGCAAUCCUGCGUGCUGGAAACGAUGCAGCUUUCACUACUCUUGAGAGUCUUUGUGUUGUCACUUUUUACACAAUUCAAUAAAUAAAUCCUGUUGAUCAGA
Messenger RNA from Conger conger (European conger), 3492 nucleotides. RefSeq names its product transmembrane 4 L6 family member 5. The transcript has 6 exons. The record is from RefSeq and is a predicted model, not a curated record. The coding region runs from base 167 to 775 and encodes 202 amino acids. Gene Ontology annotation, cellular component: membrane. Lineage: Eukaryota; Metazoa; Chordata; Actinopteri; Anguilliformes; Congridae.